Messenger RNA from Echinococcus granulosus, 549 nucleotides. RefSeq lists its product as hypothetical. NCBI's taxonomy places the organism in Eukaryota, Metazoa, Platyhelminthes, Cestoda, Cyclophyllidea, Taeniidae. The record is from RefSeq and is a predicted model, not a curated record. The transcript has 2 exons. The coding region runs from base 1 to 549 and encodes 182 amino acids. Gene Ontology annotation, cellular component: extracellular region. Gene Ontology annotation, molecular function: hormone activity.
AUGCUGUUCAAUCUGCGUGCGCUGAUUGGUUUCGAGGCGUUUAUAAGAGGAGGUGGAGGCCGUCUUUCGACUAGUACACCUUUAAGCAUGUCCCUCAUGACGAUAUCCUCACUACUCACUGCCACGCUUUGCCUAGGUUUACUCCAAGUUUCGAGUGCCUAUCGACAUUCCACUUCGCAAUUUCGAGAUAGAUUCAUACCCAUAGAGGAGGAAAACCUCUGGCCUUACUGGAUGGAUGAUCCUGAUAUUGAUGGCGAGGAGCAGAUGGUGAGUGAUAGGAUGAACAAGAAGAGUCACCCAACGGUGCCCUCGCUGCCGCAAUAUCUCGAACGGUUGAAGAAGUUUCAGAGUCUGAAAGAUAAGGAGAAAUACGUUGCUGCCCUUAACUCCUACUACAUGAUAUUUGGUCGCCCCAGAGAGAAACCAGGGAAGGUGAUAUGGGUGGACAGUAAGAGCUCUUUUGGUGAGCGACUCGAGGGUUGGAAGAUCCACGGAGUCUUAUGGGAAGUAACAACACGUUACAAUUGGAAGAUAAAGGCGUCACAUUAA